Tachysurus vachellii is the source of this 9968-nucleotide messenger RNA. RefSeq names its product calcium channel, voltage-dependent, L type, alpha 1D subunit, a (gene cacna1da). The transcript is spliced from 46 exons. Gene Ontology annotation, molecular function: high voltage-gated calcium channel activity. The record is from RefSeq and is a predicted model, not a curated record. Gene Ontology annotation, cellular component: membrane; voltage-gated calcium channel complex. The coding region runs from base 43 to 5985 and encodes 1980 amino acids. Gene Ontology annotation, biological process: calcium ion import across plasma membrane. NCBI's taxonomy places the organism in Eukaryota, Metazoa, Chordata, Actinopteri, Siluriformes, Bagridae.
CCAUUUGAUGUCUUUAUAUUAAUUGCUAUUUUUGCCAACUGCAUGGCCUUAGCUGUCUACAUCCCGUUUCCUGAAGACGACUCGAACUCCACCAAUCACGACCUGGAAACAGUUGAAUAUGCCUUCCUCAUCAUUUUUACAAUUGAGACCUUCCUAAAGAUCAUAGCGUACGGAUUAGUCAUGCAUCAGAACGCCUACGUCAGGAACGGCUGGAACAUGCUGGAUUUUGUCAUCGUCGUCAUCGGUCUGUUCAGCGUCGUUCUAGAAGUUCUGACCAAAGAAGGGGCUCAGCACGGUGCAGCAAGCCCCUCCCCCGCGCACGGCCACGGAGGCAAACCCGGAGGCUUCGACGUCAAAGCUCUGCGGGCCUUCAGGGUGCUGCGACCCCUGCGCCUGGUCUCAGGAGUUCCUAGUUUACAGGUAGUGUUGAACUCUAUCAUUAAAGCCAUGGUUCCUCUUCUCCACAUUGCUCUGCUGGUCCUCUUCGUCAUCAUCAUCUACGCCAUCAUUGGCCUUGAGCUCUUCCUCGGCAAAAUGCACGCGACCUGUUACGUGGCUGGGACGGCUGUAAUGGCGGAGGACGAACCGGCUCCCUGUGCACUAAACGGUCAUGGCCGAAUCUGCCUCCUGAACAAUACGUUGUGCAGAGAAGGCUGGCACGGUCCCAACGGCGGCAUCACCAACUUCGACAACUUCCUGUUUGCGAUGCUGACGGUGUUCCAGUGUAUCACUAUGGAGGGUUGGACAGACGUGCUGUACUGGAUGAAUGAUGCGAUGGGAAUGGAGCUGCCCUGGGUCUACUUUGUGAGCUUGGUCAUCUUCGGCUCUUUCUUCGUCCUGAACCUUGUUCUGGGGGUGUUGAGUGGUGAGUUUUCUAAGGAGCGAGAGAAGGCGAAAGCCCGUGGAGAUUUCCAGAAGCUCCGUGAGAAGCAGCAGUUGGAGGACGACCUGAAGGGCUACCUGGACUGGAUCACGCAAGCCGAAGACAUCGAUCCUGACAACGAGGACGACGAAGACGGGAUCAAACCCAACCCGAGUGCUCCGCCGAGCGAUACUGAAUCUGUCACUACGGAGAAAGAUGACAAGAAAUGCUGUGGCUCUCUGUGUCAGAAAAUUUCCAAAUCCAAAUUCAGUCGGCGCUGGCGUCGCUGGAACAGGUUCUGCCGCAGGAAGUGCCGCUUGGCCGUGAAAUCUGUCCCGUUUUAUUGGCUGGUGAUCAUCCUGGUGUUCCUCAAUACACUCACUAUUUCAUCGGAGCACUACAACCAACCAGACUGGCUCACAAUGGUGCAGGGGGUGGCUAACAAGGUUCUGCUGGCGAUGUUCACCACCGAGAUGCUGGUGAAGAUGUACAGUCUGGGUCUGCAGGCCUACUUCGUGUCUCUCUUUAACCGCUUUGACUGUUUUGUCGUAUGCGGCGGAAUCAUAGAGACGAUCCUAGUGGAACUUGAUUACAUGUCUCCACUCGGCAUCUCCGUGCUCCGCUGUGUACGGCUGCUAAGGAUCUUCAAAGUCACACGUCAUUGGGCUUCCCUCAGUAAUCUGGUGGCAUCUCUGCUGAACUCCAUGAAGUCCAUCGCCUCGCUGCUGCUCCUGCUCUUCCUCUUCAUCAUCAUCUUCGCUCUGCUCGGGAUGCAGGUGUUCGGCGGCAAGUUUAAUUUUGACAACAAAAAACGCAGCAGCUUUGACAACUUCCCCCAGGCUCUUCUGACCGUCUUUCAGAUCCUGACAGGUGAAGACUGGAACCAGGUGAUGUACGCUGGCAUCAUGGCGUACGGAGGCCCUUCGUCUUCAGGAAUGAUUGUGUGCAUUUACUUCAUUAUUCUCUUCGUCUGUGGAAACUACAUCCUGUUGAACGUGUUCUUGGCCAUCGCUGUGGACAACCUGGCAGACUCGCGUUCAGUGAGCUCUUCUAAGAAGAUAACUGAGGAAAGGAUUGACGAAGAAGAAGAAGAAGAGUUCAAGGUUCCAGGUGAUGACGAGAAGGAGAAUGAAGAUGAGGAGGCUCCAUCAGGGCCUCGACCCACCGUCAUAGAACUGGUGAGGAAAGAGAAGAUUGUACCGAUACCAGAGGGCACUGCCUUCUUCAUAUUCAGCAAAACAAACCCGGUUCGCGUUAUGUGCCACAAGAUAAUAAACCACCACCUGUUCACCAACAUCAUCCUCGUCUUCAUCAUGCUCAGCUCUGUCUCUCUCGCUGCCGAGGAUCCAAUCAGAAACCAUUCUUUCCGCAAUAUUGUCCUAGGCUAUGCAGAUUAUGUCUUCACUAGUAUGUUUACAUUUGAGAUAGUUUUGAAGAUGAUGACGUUUGGAGCAUUUCUCCACGAGGGGGCGUUCUGCAGGAACUACUUUAACUUGCUGGACCUGUUGGUAGUCGGCGUGUCCCUGGUAUCAUUUGGGAUACAAUCUUCAGCGAUCUCUGUGGUGAAGAUUCUGCGUGUGCUGAGAGUACUGAGGCCCCUCAGAGCCAUCAACAGAGCCAAAGGACUUAAGAAUGUGGUCCAGUGUGUGUUUGUGGCCAUCAGGACCAUCGGGAACAUCAUGAUCGUAACGACGCUGCUCCAGUUCAUGUUCGCCUGCAUUGGAGUGCAGCUCUUUAAGGGAAAAUUUUACCGCUGCAACGAUGAGGCCAAAUCAAACCCUGAGGAGUGCAAGGGAACGUUCAUCUUGUUCAAAGAAGGAGACAUGAAUCAUCCCACCAUCCAGAAACGUCACUGGUUUAACAGCGAGUUUAACUUCGACAACGUGCUAAUGGCCAUGAUGGCGCUCUUCACCGUGUCCACGUUUGAAGGCUGGCCGGCGCUUCUCUACAAGGCCAUCGACUCGAACAGGGAGAACUUUGGUCCCAUCUACAACUAUCGCGUGGAGAUCUCCAUUUUCUUUAUCAUCUACAUCAUCAUCAUCGCCUUCUUCAUGAUGAAUAUCUUUGUGGGUUUCGUCAUCGUUACGUUUCAGGAGCAGGGAGAGAAAGAGUACCGGAACUGUGAGCUAGACAAGAACCAGCGCCAGUGUGUGGAGUACGCUCUGCAAGCCCGACCUUUGAGGCGCUACAUCCCUAAAAACCCAGUUCAGUACAAGUUCUGGUAUGUGGUGAACUCCACAGGCUUCGAGUACAUCAUGUUUGUUCUCAUCAUGCUCAACACGGUCUGCUUGGCGGUGCAGCACUACGGGCAGUCUCAGAAGUUUAACUAUGUGAUGGACAUCCUGAACAUGGUGUUCACCGGAGUCUUUACUGUGGAGAUGGUCCUCAAACUGAUCGCCUUCAAACCCAGGGGUUAUCUUGACGACCCGUGGAACCUGUUCGAUGCUCUGGUGGUGAUCGGAAGCAUAGUUGACAUUGCGCUCACAGAGGCUGAUCAUUAUUUCCCUGAUGCUUGGAACACGUUUGAUGCCUUAAUUGUAGUUGGUAGCGUCGUAGAUAUUGCUAUCACGGAAGCCAACCCCGCAGAGGGGGAAGAGAUGCCGAACGUAGAAGAAAGCUCCCGCAUCUCCAUUACCUUCUUUCGACUGUUCAGAGUGAUGCGACUAGUGAAGCUGCUCAACAGGGGGGAGGGAAUUCGUACACUCCUGUGGACCUUCAUCAAGUCCUUCCAGGCUUUGCCGUACGUGGCUCUGCUGAUUGCCAUGCUGUUCUUCAUCUACGCCGUCAUCGGCAUGCAGAUAUUUGGGAAGGUAGCGAUGGUGGAUGGCACACAAAUCAACCGGAACAACAACUUCCAAACUUUUCCACAAGCCGUGCUUUUGCUGUUUAGAUGUGCCACAGGUGAGGCAUGGCAGGAUAUCAUGCUGGCUUGUAUGCCCGGGAAACUCUGUGACCCAGAGUCGGACUAUAAUCCAGGAGAGGAAAUGACAUGCGGCAGCAGCUUCGCAAUUAUCUACUUCAUCACAUUCUACAUGCUUUGUGCAUUUGUGAUCAUUAACUUGUUUGUGGCUGUCAUCAUGGACAACUUUGACUACCUGACCCGGGACUGGUCAAUUCUGGGACCACAUCACCUCGAUGAGUUUAAGAGGAUAUGGUCUGAAUAUGAUCCAGAAGCCAAGGGCAGAAUAAAACAUUUAGAUGUGGUGACACUACUGCGGCGCAUUCAGCCUCCACUUGGCUUUGGAAAGCUGUGUCCUCACAGAGUAGCAUGCAAGCGUCUAGUUGCCAUGAACAUGCCCCUAAACAGUGAUGGCACCGUGAUGUUUAACGCCACACUGUUUGCACUGGUCAGGACUGCACUAAAGAUAAAAACGGAUGGGAAUUUGGAGCAGGCAAAUGAGGAGCUGCGAGCCGUAAUUAAAAAGAUAUGGAAGAGAACCAGCAUGAAGCUGCUUGACCAAGUGGUGCCCCCUGCUGGUGAUGAUGAGGUAACCGUGGGGAAGUUCUAUGCCACCUUUCUGAUACAGGACUACUUUAGGAAAUUCAAGAAACGCAAAGAGGAAGGACUUGUAGGAGUGCAUUCUACACAGAACAGCACGGCCAUCACGCUGCAGGCUGGUCUCCGCACGCUGCAUGAUAUUGGGCCCGAAAUCCGCCGUGCCAUAUCAUGUGAUCUCCAGGAUGAGGAGCUAGUAGACUUUAUACCUGAGGAGGACGAGGAGAUUUAUAGGCGAAACGGUGGCCUUUUCGGCAAUCACAUUAACCACAUCAACGGCGACCCUCACCGAGGUUCCGGGCAUCAGACCAACGCCACGCAGCGCCCCCUGCAGGUUCAUCCUCCCCCGCACUACGCUGACAUGGAACAGCCUGUGGGCCGGCUGGACCGCGCCAAUGCCAUGGCCCAACAUAACCAUCAUCACCACCAUCAUCAUCAUCAUCACAAUCACCACAAUUCUUACAGCAAGUCACCCAAGUCCACCAACAUCAAUCUGAACAAUGCUAACAUGUCCAGCCUGCCCAAUGGAGGCCAUAAUCGCUACUACCAGCACGCACCAGCCAAUGGAUACACCGGCUCGUACUACCCAGGGGAAUACGAAAAGCCCAGGACGCCACUCGGACAGAGGUCACGUGGUGGCAUCAGGCGCCAACCCACUAUUUGUCGUGAGGAAGAGCUUGAUGAAGACCGCUACUCUGGGGAGUACUACAGCGGAGAAGAGUUUUAUGAAGAAGAUGGAAUGCUGUCAGGAGACAGGUAUCCCAGCAGCGAUCAGGAGUAUGAGACUCCCCGUGGCUACCAUCAUCCCGACAGUUACUAUGACGAUGACGAGCAGCCCCUUUACCACGAGUCCUACAGGUCUCCAAAGAGACGCCGGCUUCCUCCGACACCACAAGGCAACCGGAGACCAUCGUUCAACUUUGAGUGUCUGCGCAGACAGAGCAGUCAGGAUGAGCUUCCUCGCCAGCGGACUGCUCUUCCGCUCCAUUUAAUGCAGCAUCAGGUGAUGGCAGUAGCAGGGCUCGACUGGAGUAGAGCUCACAGACUCUCACCUACCCGCUCCACUCGUUCAUGGGCCACACCUCCUGCCACGCCUGUUAGUAAAGACCGCACCCCCUACUACACGCCCAUGAUCCGCGUGGACCGCCCGCACCGGGACAGCAUGGUUGGCAGCUACUGCUCGGUGAGAAACAGCUCGUGGUACACAGAUGAGCCGGAGUACCAGCAGAGCACCUACUCACCAGUGCACCUGAAAAUCCCAGCUGAGUACCGGAACCAGUACCACAUAAAGAGAGGCAGUGCCAACAGCCUUGUGGAGGCGGUUUUGAUAUCUGAAGGACUGGGCAGAUAUGCUAAGGACCCAAAGUUUGUGUCGGCUACAAAGCACGAGAUUGCAGAUGCCUGUGACAUGACCAUUGAUGAGAUGGAAAGUGCAGCGAGUCACCUGCUGAAUGGCGGAUUUACUGCCGGGGUCAACGGGGUUAACGUUUACCCGGUCAUGACUCAAAGAGAGUAUGAUGUGCAGGACGUUUCAGCCAACUACAGCGAUGAAGAGCCAGAAGCUGAAUCUCGGCCUCGCUACGAGGAGGACUUGGCCGACGAAAUGAUAUGCAUCACCACGUUAUAGUAUCCGGUUAGCAUCCAAAGCUGACAGACUUAGUUGUCACACAAAACCGAAAUGCAUCUAUUGGCUUAUAACCAAAAGAAGUGCCUUCCUUUCCAGUGGAGUAGAAAGGCACCAGGAGUAAGGGCACGCAUGCCCCACCUACUCUCUCCUUAUUGGUCGAGGUGCAUAUCUGUCAAAGGCACGGUGGAAGGGGGAAGUCACUUUGCCAGAAAACUGUGUUCCACUCUGUCGGACUUCUGAUGGUGAUGCUUUGCAGCUCACUGCUAAGCUGAUGAUGAAUAAAUCUGUGCUGAACCGUGACUGGCCGCUUGUGCUGUCACUGCAGGCUACGGACCAAUGAUAAGCGACCGUCGCUAUUUUCUCCAAGGUGAUGACAAUCAGAUUUAAAAUGUCAUUACCUCAGUCACUUUAUUAAAGGUUUUUGCAUACCACGCAUGUUUUCAGUACACGCUAGGUAAGGCAUAUGUCCCAAUAGAGGCUUUAGUUUCAAUUAAAAGGUUGAUGAGAAUGAUUAACUCUUUAGUUAACUAACACCAGUAAGAAAACGCUGGAUCGUAUUGCAUUUUAAAAUCUGGAAAUUAGAACCAUUUUUUGACAAUGAUUGCAGCGUUUGUGUUGAAUGCACUAGCAGGCAGGUUAUUUUUUUAACUAGGUUUAGCCUGUUUGUGCUUUCGUAAAAAAAAAAAAAAAAAAAGACUAUGCUGUAAAUUCGUUGUAAUAUAAAACAUAAAGAAACUUUGGAAAGAGUCAUAUUUUGUAAUUAUGUACUGUAGGAAAUAGGAAUCAGCAAUAUUGAUCCUAAUUGAUGUUACUGUAUUAUGGAGAGAAAAAAAAAUAUGUGAAUUUAUUAGAUACUGGACUCUUAUUGAAUUGAUUUUUUUUCUUUUGCUCAAACACUUUCUUAAUUGAUUUGUUUGGGGGGAAAAAAAAAAAGCAAAUCAAAUCAGUUUUUAUAUGAGAGGAAAUUCAUCUCACACCGGCACAAGAUAUGCAAAUAGAUUUGUUUUUUAUUUUGUCUUUAUUUUUAACAUUUCAUGAUUUUCUCUGUCUGUGUGUGUGUGUGAGUGUGUGUGUGUGAGAGAGAGAGAGAGAUUACAUGAAACAUCACCUUUACCCACAUCUUCCCUAAAAUCCCCAGCAUGCAGUACUGAUUAUAAAGUAAGACUCCCACUGCUGGGCUCCUCUCUAGGGCAUCUGGAGCGGAUGAUGUAGUUGUGUUACUGUGUUACCUUGGAGGUUCACUCCCAGUGUUUUUGUUGUGUAUUUCCUGCACAGGAGGUUUGAUGUUAAAUGCUUUCAUGCAUUGACUAUGCUGCUUAAAUCACGUAUUUACGACAAAAGACUGAGAGGACGGCCGACGCCGGCAUUUCCCUUUAGUUCUACGGACUGAAAUGAGCCUGCUGAGCUUGUAACGAUCAUGAUCACAAAACUGGAACCGUCGACGAGGCAGGGCUGCAUUGGCAAAGCAAUAUCCAUUCCUAAUUAUCUCUCUGACUCAAUGUCUCUCUGGUUUCUGCAUAUACCUCCGUUAACAAAGGCCCUGAUUUACUAAUAGCGCGGAUCACGUGCUAAUUUUCGUAUGCAACGGGAUAAAGUUGGGUGUGUUGAAAGUGAUUUACAAACAUUGUGUGAAUUAUUGCAUGUGAAAAGUAUAUGUUGGUGAGAAUCUGUCAAUUAGGUGUUAUUAGUUCUCGUCUAGCCUUCAAAGAGACUCCAGGACGAGGAAAACUGGAACAUAAAGGCGUAAAGGCAUGGCCACGGCGGCGUGUGCGUUUCAUGUGAAUAAAAACCUUUACACGGGUUCAGAUUACAUGCUGUUGCCAUCGUGGCUGGUGAACGUCUAUCACGGAACCGACUUUGCUCUGGAAAUAUGUAUUAUUUUUAAAAAGAAAAAAAAAAAACAACAACGACGAAUAUGUUAAUUGUGAAUCAUUCAUGUGAAUUAAUCAACAAAUAAUCAGCUUAGUAAUGCGAGCAGCUGGAACAAAUCUCACUUGGAAUAUUUGUGUUCUGUGAAACAAAAAAAACACAUGGUGAUGACAACUUGACCUUUAAUAUCUCUUCUCGGGAUGAUCUAAUGAUUAUUCCCCGAGUAAAAAAUAAAAAAAUCUAAUACAAGAAACUUGUGGAUUUAAACGGAUCUCGCUCUCUACCUCUUUAGCUGAACGACACGGGCACUGCCUCAUCAUUAAUCUUAAACAACAUGUGAAAUAUAAAAACAUCCACGUCAAAAUCUUUCGUAAUCGACAUAUAAGUUACGAGUCUAAUUUAUUCAUGAAUUUAAACUUGGAUUAUUUGGAGAAACUAAGCCAUGAUCUUGCUAAACUUGAGUGAGAGGUGUAAUUAGGUCUAGCAGAAACAGACUUGUGCGAAUCUAACCCUUUGCUGUCAGGCUGCACUAAUCUGCAUGUUGCCCGAGUGACUUUCAGGCUGCUGGUGCUAAAAUCAAUCUGCCUGUACGAACACCGCCCCGGCUUCUGCCGCAAAAAUGUUCACUGAGAAAAUAAAAACUGGACCAUCAGCUUGUUUUUUUUUUUGUUUGUUGGUUUGUUUGUUGGUUUGUUUGUUUGUUUGUGCACAAACACAAAACCUUAGUAAAUCAGGGCCCUGGUGUUUCAACUCUUGAUUUUUAUUUAUUUAUUUAUUUAUUUAUUUAUUUAUUUAUUUAUUUUCACCAGAAGUAUUUUAUCACGUAAAGUAUUUUACAUAUUGACGCUUUCUCUCUGGGGAACUUCAUCACUUCCAAAAAAAAAAAAAAUAACGCUGAAUAAAACUCCAGAUCACCAAGAGAUUUUUUUUUAAUGUGUGACUGCAAAGGCACUGCCUAGAAGUGUUGGGUUUCAGCACAUGCUAAGCGCCAGAGAAAAAGCUUGUUACUGGAUUUGUGGUUGAUUUACUGAUAAGUCGAGCGAGUACUGUGCUUUCAGUCAACCGAACACUGUCGUGAAAAAAAAAAACAAAAAAAACGUGGGUUUAACCACUGCAUGUGCACAUCCAAAAGGGCUCUCUGAAAAAGUUUUAUGAGGAUAAAAUAUAUGUACAUACAUAGUGACCCAGUCUUUAUGUGAAUAUAUCUUGUGAGAGGACCAAUGCGCAUUCUAGGCACAUUGUACUAUUUGUAGCAAUUACUCUUAAAAAAUAUAUAUAUAUAUGCAUUAUUUUUUAAAAAGCUUUUUAAAAAUUUGAAAGUUUAAAAACAACUUGCUUUUACCUCACGUCAGGGAUUCCUGAAGAACAUAAAAUGUAAAAAAUAAAAAAUAAAAAAAAAAAAAUAAAAAAGAAAAGAAUUAAUAUAAAUAUAUAUAUAAAUAUAUGAUAAUUUAUUUGGUUCGUUCUACACCACUGGAAAUUUCUAUAUUAGCACAUGGCUGUUGGUCUUUGCACAAACGUCUGUGAUUUCAGUUUCUUUUGUUUUCUACUCAGAGUUUUGUGUAUUAAGGUAAGCGAAUUUUGUACCUUUUUUUUUCCCCCUGUGAAUGUGCGUACAUUUGAGUAAAAUGCUACAUACUACAUCGUCGUUUAACAUCUCACCUUUAAAAGCUGGGACAAUACGAAAAGGAAAUAAAAAAGGAAAAAAAAAAGUUUCACCUCACCAUAAUUACACGUGGUAACGGGUUUUAAAGGAAAAUGCUUAAAGUGAUAAACAGGUUUACAAAGAACUGUUUCUUGAUUUAAAACGUUUUCAUCAUUUUUCACUCUAGAAUUAUUACUACUAUGAGUAUUAUGAUUAUUCUUAUUGUAAUUAAUGCUGUAAGGAAAUUUAAGGUCAUGAUGUAUAUUAUGUACAAAUAUCCUGGAAAGAUGUGUGAUAAUGUUCACUACUUGAAAGUCCUGAUUUUUGCUCUGUUAUUUUUUUUUUUUUUUUUUUUUUUAGCGAAAUGAUUUUUCUCUUUGUAGCAGAUUUAAUGGAAACCCUUGAGGUUUUGUAUCGAUGCAUUUUUUAAAAUAUAUUUUUCUUUUUCUUUUUUUUUUUCCUAUUUAUU